ACCCCCACACCCCAUUGGACCGUCUCCUCGUCCUCCCCAUCCCCACAGCGAUUACGUCAUCGCUAACGUCAUCAGGACCCGAAACCCUCGGACGGAGAUGGCGGAGGGAGCGCGGGCGGCGCCCGGCGCCCAGGGGGGCUACCAGUGCCUGGAGUGCGGCAAGGCCUUCAGGUGGUCCUCGCGACUGAAUCAUCACCAGAGGAGCCACACGGGCGAGAGGCCCUACAAGUGCCUGGAGUGCGGCAAGGCCUUCAAGGGGUCCUCGGCCCUCCUGUACCACCAGCGCGGGCACACCGGGGAGAGGCCCUACAAGUGCUCGGAGUGCGGCAAGGCCUUCAAGCGGGCCUCGCUCCUGGCUGUCCACCAACGGGUGCACACGGGCGCCCGGGUCUUCCGGUGCCAGUUCUGCGGCCUGACCUUCAAGUGGUCCUCCCACUACCAGUACCACCUGCGGCAGCACACGGGCGAGAGGCCCUACCAGUGCCCGGACUGCGGCAAGGCCUUCCGCAACUCCUCCAGCCUCUCGCGGCACCGCCACCUCCACACGGCGCGGCCCUUCCCCUGCCGGGUCUGCGGCAAGGCCUUCGCCCAGAGCUCCAACCUGCAGCAGCACCAGCGCACCCACACAGGCGAGCGGCCCUACGGCUGCGGCGACUGCGGCCGGGCCUUCACGCACUCCUCCAACCUGCUCCUCCACCGGCGCACCCACGCCGACCGGCCGCCCCUCCCGUGCCGGGUCUGCGGCAAGACCUUCGCCGCCCCGGCCUACCUCCGCAGGCACCUGCGCGCCCACGUCGGGGCGGAGGGCGCCGACGGCGGGGAGGAGGGGCCUUCCAGAGCUGGGCCGGAGCCCCCCGGCGCGGGGGAAGGAGGGGGCCCCGGCAGCGGUGGCCGGGAGGAGGUGGUCGUGGUCGCGGAGGAGGAGGAGGUGGGGCCGUGCCCGCUGGCGGCCGGGGACGAGGGGCCCUACAAGUGCGCCGUCUGCGACGCCAGCUUCCCCCGCCUGGCGGGCCUCCUGGCCCACCAGCGCGGCCACACCGCCGAGCAGCGCCUGGUGCAAGCCGAGGCGGAGGUCACGUGCCCGGUGCCCGCUCCCCUCCCCCCUCCUCCUCCUCCUCCUGCACCCCUCCCUCCGCCGCGGCCCCGCUCCUCCUCCACGGACCCGGAGCGCCCCUACAAGUGCCCGGAGUGCGGUAAGACCUUCAAGGGGUCCUCGGGCCUCCGCUACCACCAGCGCGGGCACACCGGGGAGAGGCCCUACAAGUGCUCGGAGUGCGGCAAGGCCUUCAAGCGGGCCUCACUGCUGGCUGUCCACCAACGGGUGCACACGGGCGCCCGGGUCUUCCGGUGCCAGUUCUGCGGCCUGACCUUCAAGUGGUCCUCCCACUACCAGUACCACCUGCGGCAGCACACGGGCGAGAGGCCCUACCAGUGCCCGGACUGCGGCAAGGCCUUCCGCAACUCCUCCAGCCUCUCGCGGCACCGCCACCUCCACACGGGGGCGCGGCCCUUCCCCUGCCGGGUCUGCGGCAAGGCCUUCGCCCAGAGCUCCAACCUGCAGCAGCACCAGCGCACCCACACGGGCGAGCGGCCCUACCGCUGCGGCGACUGCGGCCGGGCCUUCACGCACUCCUCCAACCUGCUCCUCCACCGGCGCACCCACGCCGACCGGCCGCCCCUCCCGUGCCGGGUCUGCGGCAAGACCUUCGCCGCCCCGGCCUACCUCCGCAGGCACCUGCGCGCCCACCGCGGGGCAGGGCGCCGGCGGCGCCCCGCCGCAGCCCCUGGCCACCGGCCCCCAGCCCCCUGCCCAAGUCAUCCACAUCGUGAGGGCUGUGCCCGCCGUCCAGUUGGUGCAGACCUUCUGAGGGUGACUCCCUCCUGGAGGGGCCCUCCUGCGCGAGAGGCAGCCGGCCCGCUACCCCAGCCCCGAAACUGUGCUGCAUGUGGGGUGUUCUGCGUUGGGGUGGGGGGGGGGUUCUGUAGGUGGGUAUCCUGCCAGCAGGGGGUAUCCAUCCUCCAUUAAUACCCCCCCCACCCGCUCCCGAGUGACCCGUCUCCCCGUGUGACCUCCCUCUCCCACCUCUCUCUCCCUCUCCAUCUCUCUCUCUGCAUCUCUGUCUCUCCCUCUCCAUCUCUCUCUCUGCAUCUCUGUCUCUCCCUCUCCAUCUCUCUCUCUCUGUCUAUCUCUGUCUCUCCAUCUCUCUCGCUCUGACCCUCUCUCUCUCCAUCUCUCUCUCUCUGUCUAUCUCUGUCUCUCCAUCUCUCUCUCUCUGACCCUCUCUCUCUCCAUCUCUGACACUCUCGCUCUGACCCUCUCGCUCUCCGACUCUCUCUCUCACUCAUCUCUCUCUCUCUCUCUCUCCAUCUCUCUGACCCCGUUUCUCUCCCUCGCUCUACCCAUCUCUCUGUAUCUCUCCGUCUCUUUCUCUGAGCCGUCUCUCACUCUCUAUCGCUCCCUCUCUCUUUCUCUCCCUGUCUGACUCCUUCUCUUCCCAUCUCCCUGGGAAGUGUUUGAGGGAGGUGGGGGAGGUGGAGGGGGUGCAGUGUAGAGGGAGCUUUACCCUGUACCGAACCCCCUGUCCCUGGGGAGUAUUUGAUGAUGCCGGGGGGAGCGGACAGUGUAGAGGGAGCUGCACCCUAUAUCUAACCCCCUGUCCCUGGAGUGUUUGAUGGUGGAGGGGGACGGUGUAGAGGGAGCUUUACUGACGCGCUGGGACUGAUGUGAUGGUGAUCCUGUUGUGAAUGGGUAACUGUUUAGAUGUUAAUGUACUGCAUCCACCUGCUUGUGACACCUCUCUGCAAGUUAAUAUUAAAAGCCUACGUAACUCCU
Messenger RNA from Stegostoma tigrinum, 2833 nucleotides. RefSeq names its product zinc finger protein 628-like. Gene Ontology annotation, cellular component: nucleus. Gene Ontology annotation, molecular function: RNA polymerase II cis-regulatory region sequence-specific DNA binding; DNA-binding transcription activator activity, RNA polymerase II-specific. NCBI's taxonomy places the organism in Eukaryota, Metazoa, Chordata, Chondrichthyes, Orectolobiformes, Stegostomatidae. Gene Ontology annotation, biological process: regulation of transcription by RNA polymerase II. The record is from RefSeq and is a predicted model, not a curated record.